Molecule: messenger RNA, 3423 nt
Organism: Medicago truncatula (barrel medic)
Lineage: Eukaryota; Viridiplantae; Streptophyta; Magnoliopsida; Fabales; Fabaceae
Product: pentatricopeptide repeat-containing protein At1g56690, mitochondrial
Exons: 4
Coding region: 117-2240 (707 amino acids)
Biological process (GO): RNA modification
Molecular function (GO): RNA binding; zinc ion binding; protein binding
Source: RefSeq, a predicted model, not a curated record
CCGUGCAUAGAAUUUAAUAUUUUCAACCAAGCAUAGCAUAUAUAUUCUAUGGUAUUGCGACACUAGUUUAUUAUACUAGUGCAUGUUUUGCGCUCAUAGGUUAACAUUACACACACAUGGGUUAUGGUUACGCCGCAACUCUACGUUGUCGCAUGGUGCAAGCAAGAUCACUCUGCAGCAACACUUCCGCAAUUUCACGUUACGGUCGCAUCGGUGAUAUACACAAUGCACGUAAGGUGUUCGACAAUACGCCAUUGCCACAAAGAACCAUCGCUUCCUGGAACGCCAUGGUCUCUGCCUACUUUGAAUCCCACAAACCUCGUGAUGCCCUUCUUCUGUUUGAUCAAAUGCCGCAAAGAAAUACUGUAUCCUUUAAUGGGAUGAUAUCUGGUUAUGUGAAAAAUGGAAUGGUUGCUGAUGCUAGGAAGGUGUUUGAUGUAAUGCCUGAACGAAAUGUGGUGUCGUGGACUUCGAUGGUUAGGGGCUAUGUUCAAGAGGGUAUGGUGGAGGAAGCUGAGAAGCUGUUUUGGGAGAUGCCACGUAGGAAUGUGGUGUCGUGGACUGUUAUGAUUGGUGGGUUGUUGAAGGAAUCGCGUAUUGAUGAUGCGAAGAAACUGUUUGAUAUGAUACCGGAGAAGGAUGUUGUGGUGGUUACUAAUAUGAUUGGUGGGUAUUGUCAGGUGGGUCGUUUGGAUGAAGCUCGCGAACUGUUUGAUGAAAUGAAGGUGAGGAAUGUGUUUACUUGGACUACUAUGGUUUCUGGGUAUGCAAAGAAUGGGAGGGUUGAUGUUGCAAGGAAGCUUUUUGAGGUGAUGCCGGAGAGAAAUGAGGUGUCUUGGACGGCUAUGCUUAUGGGGUAUACUCAGAGUGGGAGGAUGAAGGAGGCUUUUGAGCUUUUUGAAGCGAUGCCGGUGAAGUGGAUUGUUGCUUGUAAUGAGAUGAUCUUACAGUUUGGACUUGCUGGGGAGAUGCAUAGAGCUAGGAUGAUGUUUGAGGGAAUGAAGGAAAGGGAUGAGGGAACUUGGAAUGCUAUGAUUAAGGUGUUUGAGAGGAAAGGGUUGGACUUGGAAGCUUUGGGUUUGUUUGCUAGGAUGCAAAGGGAAGGGGUUGCGUUGAAUUUCCCUUCGAUGAUCAGUGUUCUUUCUGUGUGUGCCAGUUUAGCUAGCCUUGAUCAUGGCAGGCAGGUUCAUGCUAGGUUGGUGAGAUCUGAAUUUGAUCAAGAUUUAUAUGUUGCCUCGGUGUUGAUUACGAUGUAUGUUAAGUGUGGUGAUCUUGUUAGAGCAAAAGGGAUUUUUAAUAGAUUUCUGUUUAAGGAUGUUGUUAUGUGGAAUUCUAUGAUCACUGGUUAUUCCCAACAUGGGUUGGGAGAGGAAGCUUUAAAUGUUUUCCAUGAUAUGUGCUCGUCUGGAGUUCAGCCAGACGAGGUUACCUUCAUUGGAGUUCUUUCAGCUUGUAGCUACAGUGGCAAAGUGAAAGAAGGGUUCGAAAUUUUUGAAGCAAUGAAAUGCACUUAUCAAGUGGAACCAGGAAUUGAACACUAUGCUUGUAUGGUUGAUUUGCUAGGUCGAGCAGGCCGGGUUGAUGAGGCAAUGGAACUAGUAGAAAAGAUGCCAAUGGAACCGGAUGCUAUUGUUUGGGGUGCAUUGUUAGGUGCUUGCAGAAACCAUAUGAAGCUGGAUUUGGCUGAAGUUGCAGUAGAGAAACUUGCAAAGCUAGAGCCAAAAAAUGCUGGGCCUUAUGUCUUGCUCUCACAUAUGUAUGCAACCAAAGGAAGAUGGAGGGAUGUUGAAGUACUUAGGAAAAAGAUAAAUAGGAGAGUCAUCAAAUUUCCUGGCUGUAGUUGGAUUGAGGUGGAGAAGAAGGUGCAUAUGUUCACCGGGGGAGACAGCAAGAGCCACCCUGAGCAGCAUAUGAUCACACAAAUGUUGGAAAAGCUAAGUGGGUUUUUAAGGGAAGCUGGUUACUGUCCCGAUGGUAGCUUUGUGCUUCAUGACGUGGAUGAGGAAGAGAAGACACAUAGCUUAGGUUAUCAUAGUGAAAGACUAGCUGUAGCAUAUGGACUUCUAAAAGUGCCCGAAGGGAUGCCAAUUAGAGUCAUGAAAAAUUUGCGAGUUUGCGGUGAUUGUCAUUCUGCGAUCAAACUGAUCGCAAAAGUCACCGGUAGGGAGAUCAUUUUAAGAGAUGCCAAUAGAUUUCACCAUUUUAAAGAUGGUUCCUGUUCUUGCAAGGACUUUUGGUAGUUCCUGGAAACAGUUGCAUUUGGUCUCAGAUAUGAAUAAGCUGUUGGAGUAGAGGGUUGCUUUGCUCCUAAGCAUGAUGGGAUGAGAUACUAUCCACUUCAUUGGGCUGUAUUUAACAAUCAAGCAGAAACUCCAUAAUACAUUUGAGCUUUUCACUUGAAAACUACACACACCUGUAACAUACAAUACCUCAAAUAUUUGCAUUGAAAUAGAUGGAAUGAAAGCAUUCAUUUUCAAAGAACUGGCAGUUGAUACUGAGUACAAUUUUAACUGCUCACCUAAUGUUGUCCAAGGAGGUUAUAUUUUGUGAAGCUUUCAAACUGGUAUGUGGUGCACUAACCCGUAAACCCUUCCACCACGGAGCCAUGUUUCUGGAGCUCUUGGUGGAGUUGCAACCUAUAUCAGAGGAAGACUAUUGAUUGCAAGGUAACUUCAUUUGGUUGUUUUCCCUUCUUAUUUCCACCCUGGCAGGGCAUGAUUUCAAACUUUUAUGCAUCCUUUGUUUAUUACACAGGAGGUCUUUGUAGGUAUUGUGUCAGACUUCAAUAUGUACCAUCAUUGGGCAAUAGUGUCAGAUCAGAAAAUUGGAAAAAGUGGUUGACUCUUGAUGAUACAAGAUAGGAUUUAAUUCCAACAAAGAUGAUAUUAGGACAGAAUUUUGUAUGACCUUAGAUGUGUUUUAAGCACUCGUUAAAGUAGAAUUUGCCCCAGCUUGGAAAGAAAGGGAAAGACAAUCUCCUCGUGUGGUCCGGCUAAAUAAUUUGAUUGGGACAGUUAUUCAUAAAAUAGUGAUCUAUCUAGCAUGAUAUUCUCCAUUGCAGACAGAAUGAUAGGUUCCUAAAUUUACCAGAUUGUGUUGAGACGUCUAUAACUUUGGGACCAGAUUGUGGAGCUAGAAAAAUAUUGUUGCAAUGCUUUCAGGAACAGGAAGUUCUUUCCCAUAUAUUUCACUUUAUGAUUGCAAAGUUGCAUCAUCAGAAACAUUAUUAUAUAUGAUAGGAGAGGUCAUCUGUCAAAGAAAGUUGAUGUCAUGUGUAAAAGAGGGCCAAAGCCCCACUUGAAAGGCUAUUUAGAUGUUGAUGAUGUUUACCAAUGAGAUGUAUUGGAUUAAUCUUUUAUCAACAUUUGUAUUAUAGUUCAUACCGAACUUUAAAACAUAUAAUUUUAUUUUUAAAGGGCAACA